Equus caballus (horse) is the source of this 1041-nucleotide messenger RNA. Lineage: Eukaryota; Metazoa; Chordata; Mammalia; Perissodactyla; Equidae. The record is from RefSeq and is a predicted model, not a curated record.
AUGCGUCCCAUCCGUCUGAGCAGAGGAUCUGAGCUGAUCCCGCAAAGUCCGGCGCUGGAGUGGACGCUCUACCCCCGCAGCACCUGGGGAGGGCCGGCUCCAAGGCGCCGCGAGCCGGAGACCCGCUUGCUGAGUCGGGCUCCGGGCCGGGCGUGCGCGCCGCUGGCGGCGCGGCUGGCCUGGGCGAGCGGCCGCCUCCCGCGGGGUGACCUCAAACUGCUGGGCCGUCAGGAGCUGCGACCGAAGAGAUUCUGCUUCGGGGGCUCUGUGUUUGAGAAGGAUGAGGACAGUCCGUCUGAAGACAGGAGUGAACUGAAGGCAUCCCCCACCCCAAGCAGGAGGAAGAGGCGGCGGCACAGUACUGUUUUCACUGCCCACCAGCUGGAAGAGCUGGAGAAGGCAUUCAGCGAGGCCCACUACCCUGACGUGUAUGCCCGGGAAAGGCUUGCUGUGAAAACUGAGCUCCCUGAAGACCGAAUACAGAGCCCUGAGCUACAGACACCUCUAAGCAUCCUUCUUCACUCUGUCUUCUCCUGUGUGCCUCUCUGCUUCCCUCUUGCCUCAAACCAGGUCUGGUUUCAAAACCGGAGGGCCAAGUGGCGCAAACGGGAGAAGCGCUGGGGCGGCAGCAGCGUGAUGGCGGAGUAUGGGCUCUAUGGGGCAAUGGUGCGACACUGCAUCCCACUGCCUGACUCUGUCCUCAACUCCACUGACGGUGGCCUGGUUGGCUCCUGUGCACCCUGGCUCCUGGGGAUGCAUAAAAAAUCCAUAGGGAUGAUAAGGAAACCAGGAAGUGGAGAAAAGAUGGCAGGACUCUGGGACUCUGACCACUUCAAGGAAGGUUCUAGCCCAAGUCAGGCAGGACCCCAGAAAUGCUCAGACGAAGGCAGCCCUGAGAACGGCUUGGAAGAUGUGGCCAUUGACCUCUCCAGCUCCGCCCGGCAGAAGACCAAGAGAGCAUACCAGGGGGCCAGCUCCCAAGGAUGCUCAGACUCCGAGGCGCUGGAGGGGCUCCUGCCCGGGAGGGUGGGGGCUCUCUGA